AUGACAAUGUCUUCAAAUCACACCAACCUUAGAGACAUUUGGUACACCAUGAUUGGGAUCCCAGGAUUAGAAGAUGCACACGUUUGGCUCUCCAUCCCCAUCUGUUCAAUGUACAUAGUGGCCCUAAUAGGCAAUACCCUAUUAAUAUUUCUGAUCUUCACAGAACACAGUCUUCAUGAACCAAUGUACCUUUUCCUCUCCAUGUUGGCCCUUGCUGAUAUCAUUCUAUCUACAGUGACCACGCCAAAAGUUCUUGCCAUCUUUUGGUUUCAAGCUGGAGGCAUUUCUUUCGCUAGCUGUGUGUCUCAGAUGUUUUUUCUGCACUUCAUGUUUGUAACCGAGUCUGCCAUACUGCUGGCUAUGGCAAUUGACCGUUAUAUAGCCAUCUGCUUUCCACUAAGAUAUACUACCAUUUUAACCCCUUCAGUAAUCUGCAGAAUGGGCAUUGCAUCUGUGACUAGAAGCUUCUUAAUCAUUUUCCCCUUGGUCUUUCUAGUUUAUCGACUCAAUUAUUGUGGGAGGAACAUCAUUCGUCACUCAUACUGUGAACACAUGGGCAUUGCUAGGUUAGCCUGUGACAGCAUCAAAGUCAAUAUUUACUAUGGAAUGACUGUGCCUUUAUUUUCCAUAGGCCUAGACAUUAUGCUUAUCAUCAUCUCCUACACCCUUAUACUUAAUACAGUAUUUAGAAUCCCGUCUCAAAAUGCUCGACGCAAGGCUCUGGGUACAUGUGGCUCCCAUGUCUGUGUCAUCCUUCUGUUCUAUACACCUUCUCUCUUUACCUUUUUUGCUCACCGUUUUGGGGGCCACACCAUACCACGUCACAUGCACAUUCUUUUUGCUAACCUCUAUGUGGUGGUACCUCCUGCACUCAACCCUAUCAUAUAUGGAGUGAAGACAAAGCAAAUUCAAGACAGGUUUUUCCAGCUGUUUUCUUUCACUAAGGCGUGUUUUUGA
Molecule: messenger RNA, 957 nt
Organism: Mus musculus (house mouse)
Lineage: Eukaryota; Metazoa; Chordata; Mammalia; Rodentia; Muridae
Gene: Or52z13
Product: olfactory receptor family 52 subfamily Z member 13
Exons: 1
Coding region: 1-957 (318 amino acids)
Biological process (GO): G protein-coupled receptor signaling pathway; nervous system process; detection of chemical stimulus involved in sensory perception of smell
Cellular component (GO): membrane; plasma membrane
Molecular function (GO): olfactory receptor activity; G protein-coupled receptor activity
Source: RefSeq, marked validated